UAUGUUUAAUACCCCAACCUUGUAAUCGCUGCACACAAACAAAACAUUAUCCAUCUGAAGUUCUCAAAGGAUGAUUCAUACUGAGUAAUUCUGCGACGUGUAUAUGUAUCUGUUCUUUAUUAAUUAUUGUAAAGAAAUUUUAACUGAAAAUAAUUUGAAUAUAAAUGCGAUGAUUAUAGUGUAAGUUCGUCUGUUCAUCCAUCAUGUGCGAAGACGACGCCGUAAUUGCUACGAACGAUGACGCUGCUCUCUGCAAACGAUACGCGGUCGCUAAAGGUUACUGGAGUGAUCCCUACAUUGAAUAUUUCAUUAAAUCGACUUCGGAGAGAAAAGCACCUGAAAUCAGCCGUGGGUAUUACGCGAGAGUCAUGGGAAUGAAAAUAUUGCUGGAUCAGUUUCUCACAACCACCAAUUAUAAUUGCCAAGUGAUUAAUAUUGGGGCUGGAUUCGAUACCUUAUAUUGGAGAUUGAAGGAUGAAAAUGCGUCCUUAAAAAGUUUCAUUGAAGUGGAUUUACCCCCAGUCACCUCCAGGAAAUGUUAUAUCAUUCGAAAUCGAAAAAAUUUACUCCGUAUGGUUGCUACAGAAGAUGAUGACAUACAGUUUUCAAGUUGUGAGCUCCAUGCUGGGGAAUAUCAUUUAGUUGGAGCUGAUAUUCGCAACACAGGGGAACUUGAAACAAAGCUGCUGUCUGGUCUAGUAGACACAUCCUUGCCAACAGUUUUCUUGGCUGAAUGUGUUCUGGUGUAUAAUGAAGAGCAUCUCACAUCUGCCCUGCUGAAAUGGAUUGCUGAACAUUUCCGAACAGCCCUAUUCAUCAACUAUGAGCAAGUGAAUAUGGGUGACAAAUUUGGAUCAGUGAUGAUUGAAAAUCUGAAGAAACGUGGUUGCAAUCUUGCUGGAGUAUCUGUCUGCUCUGAUCUGGAAUCACAGCGGAGGCGCUUCACCAGUGCUGGUUGGGAUGGAGCCAAAGCUUGGGACAUGAUGGAAGUGUACCAGCAUCUGCCCUCGCAAGAUGUGGAACGAGUGGAACACCUGGAGUUUUUGGAUGAACAAGAACUUCUUCAGCAACUCCUGCAACAUUAUUGUAUAACUGUAGCUUUUCGAGGUGAAAGUCUUGAAGAUAUUGGCUUCAACUAAAAACAUUUCUGGAUGCAGAAAAAAAUGAAGAAAUGUGUGUCAAAUGUCAGACUCAGCUUGAAGAAUAUGUGCCAAUUUGGCAGUUUCAUCUUUCUCCUUACCCAAAAUCAAUUUCAAAUCUUUAAAGGCUGCCAAAUAGGAGAUAUUGUAAAUGCUCCAGAUUAAUUUGUCUUUUAGCUUAAGUCAUGUUUUUACUUUUUUUUUUUUUUUCACCUCAUCCUAUAUAAAUAGCAGGUAAACUACAGUGGACUAUUUUUUCCAUUUGUUAUCUGUGCCAGAUAAUUUACAUUUGUAUAUGGAAAAAAAAAAAAAAAAAAGAAUUUGCUUAGUUGUUCUAAUGAUUAUUACUUUCUUCUGUUAGCUAUUUUUUGUUAUCUCUUUUUGUCUUUUCAGUCUACACCUCUUCCCUUUGAAAAUUUUAAAUGAAGAAUCUUAUAAUAAGAAAUGUGAAUACUAGUAUGUUAGUAAGGCCCCAAAUGAUGUGAAUAAUUUAUAUCAAGAGAGAUGCUGAAUAUUGGCAGUAUUUUGAGUGUCAUUAAUAAAGAAUGGAAAAUUAGUGUUACUUUAUGUGAUGCCAAUAAACAAAGUGAAUGUUAGCUCUACAUCAUGUGGUGCCAACAGAAAAGGUAAUUGUUGGCACUAAGAUUUGACAGAUAUUUUUAAGGCCUUUUUGAUGGAAUUCGCCAAAAUGUGUUAUUAUAAUUAGUUUUGCUUAAAUUUUCUAUAUUAUUUUCUUUGGAAAAUUCAUCAAACAAGAUUAUUUUUCAUUAAUUUCUAAGGAAUAUAAAAUCCAAUUUUAUGUCAUAUUUGUUUUUUUCCAUAAAUUAUAUUAGAAUUUCUAAGGAAUAUAAAAUAUGAUUUUAUGUUAUGUUUGAUUCUUUCAUAAAUUAUAUUCAGACUUUGUGUUUUAAUA
Molecule: messenger RNA, 2052 nt
Organism: Argiope bruennichi
Lineage: Eukaryota; Metazoa; Arthropoda; Arachnida; Araneae; Araneidae
Product: leucine carboxyl methyltransferase 1-like
Exons: 1
Coding region: 204-1139 (311 amino acids)
Biological process (GO): C-terminal protein methylation
Cellular component (GO): cytosol
Molecular function (GO): protein C-terminal leucine carboxyl O-methyltransferase activity
Source: RefSeq, a predicted model, not a curated record